AUGGCAGCUUCCUCUUGCAUGCACUGUGACAAGAUUUCCGUGAACGACGAAAGGAAGGACUUGAAGGUCAGUGGGCGGCGCUUGGCGGUCGAGUAUAAAAGGCAGGGCGUCCCUCCGUCUGCAUCAUCUUCCUUCUACCAAGACAAAUUCAACAUGGGGGUUCUUGUCCUAUUAGCAGUGGUUGCCGGCAUCGCUGCCGCAGACCUUCCUUCCACCAGCUACGGCGUCCCCAACGGAGCCUCGGGUAACGGAUUCGGAGCUUCGGGUAACGGAUUCGGCUCGGGUAACGGAUUCGGAGCCUCGGGUAACGGAUUCGGAGGAUCAAGCAACGGCUAUGACUACGGACAGGACGACGAAGUACCGGCUCUGUCCGAGAGCAUUCCCGGGGGCGGCGUCCCCGGCGAGGACUACCCCAUCUUGGCUUCCGUGCCCGACACCGGCUUCUCGUGCGAUGCCCAGGCGGUGCAAGGUUAUUACGCCGACACUGCGCCUGAAGCCGGCUGCCAGGUGUUCCAUAUCUGCCAGGACCGCGCCCUCAGGCGCCAACAGGACUCGUUCCUGUGCCCCAACGGUACCAUCUUCAACCAGCAGUACCUGGUAUGUGACUGGUGGUUCAACGUGGACUGUUCUCAAGCUGAGAGCUUCUACUCCGUCAACGAACUCAUCGGAGUCGUUCCCGACGCCGGAUACGCCUAUGGCACUGCCGUUAAUGGCAACGGCAACGGUUUUAACGGCAGAAGGAAUGGAAACGGAGCUAAUGGCAACGGAGUCAACGGUAGGGGAAGCAAUGGUAAUGGAAGCAACGGUUAUAGCUCUAACGGCAACGGUAACGGUAGUGGUUCCAACGGUAACGGCGUUAAUGGCAACGGAAGCAACGGCGUCAGCAACGGCAAUGGAAACGGAUCUCCCGUUGCUCCUUCCACCUCCUACGGCGCCCCCUUCUGAUCUGUCCGGCACUCAGUCCUCCCUUUCUAAUUAUCCUCAAAUAGGCAAAUAUUUAUGUACAAUUUACAAUAAAUAUGUAAAAGUAA
This is a messenger RNA of Penaeus monodon (black tiger shrimp), 1031 nucleotides long. Its product is annotated as hyphally regulated cell wall protein 3-like. The record is from RefSeq and is a predicted model, not a curated record. Gene Ontology annotation, cellular component: extracellular region. NCBI's taxonomy places the organism in Eukaryota, Metazoa, Arthropoda, Malacostraca, Decapoda, Penaeidae. Gene Ontology annotation, molecular function: chitin binding.